GUCUCAAAUAUAUCAGAGUAAACUAGUAACACGAUCAUUGUUUCUAUAGACAAGCAAACGGACUAUCUAACAUAAAUAGAUAGUGACUACACGUAUAUAGCGGUUUAUCUAACAUAGUUUAACGAAAAGAAAAAUAAGCAGAAAAUAGAUAAUUUGAAAUAGACAUAUGAAAUACAUCGUUGACUAUUAUUCAAAGUCAUGGAGAAUGUAUUUAUUACUUUAAUGUCAUUUUGUGUUAUAUCUGGAGCAUUGACACAGAAUGAUGCACGUGAAGUUGAAAAUGUUGUCACUAAUCAGGCUGAAGCAACAAUUACGGUGUUCUACCCACAGUCCUAAUCAACUUUGAAUGUUCUAACCUUGUUGUAAAAUAUUUCUAGGAGUAUUUGAGGCAAUUUGGCUAUGUCCCACAAAUGAGUAGAUCAUCUUCUAGAAUGAUGUCGGAGGCAAUACUAAACUACCAAGAAGCAAUCAAAUCAUUUCAGAGAUAUGCUUAUAUACCUCAAACAGGUGAAAUAGAUUUUGCUACAAUGAGAAUGAUGAACACCCCUAGAUGUGGCUUACCUGACAAUUAUGUACAAAGACGACACAAGAGAUAUGCAACUCAAGGUAGCUGGCCACGAGGUAGGCUCACAUACAAGAUACAUAAUCACACCCCGGAUCUACCUCGACCCCAAGUUGACUCAGUAAUUGCCAAAGCAUUCAAGGCUUGGUCAGAUGUUACAAAUCUACGUUUCCAACGUGUCUACACAAAUGAUGCAACCCUAAACAUCAGAUUUGCAUCCUACAGUCACGGACAUGGAUCACCGUUUGAUGGACGAGGAAAAGUUUUGGCCCAUGCUGCAUUACCCCGGGGUGGAUAUAUACAUUUUGAUGAGAGUGAAACAUGGACUGAGAGAAGUCGGCAAGGGACAAAUCUGUACUGGGUUGCAGUCCAUGAAUUUGGACAUGCCAUAGGACUAUUACAUAGCCAAGUCAGGAAUGCUGUGAUGUAUGCUUAUUACAGAGGAUACCAACCCAACUUGCAGUUACACACAGAUGACAUCCAAGGCAUUCAAAGUAUAUACGGUCGUCCCAUUGGAGGAGGUGGGGGUACAGGUGUUCUUGGCCCAUGGACAAGGUGGGGUAGCUGCUCAAAGUCAUGUGGCACAGGUGUCCAGUCAAGAUCUAGGACCUGUAGCAAUGCUAGAUGUUCUGGUGAUACAAGAGAAAGCAGAAACUGUAACACACAAAGCUGCCCAACAAUAGGGGGAGGAGGCAAUACAUGUGUGGACAGAAACAUCCAUUGUGCAUACUGGCAGAGAACUGGGGAAUGCACUAAGAGUGCAAACUACAUGCUGAAAUUCUGCAAGAAAUCAUGUGGCGUCUGCAAUGGAGGUGAAACAUGUAUUGACAACAACCAACACUGUGCAUACUGGCAAAGGACGGGAGAAUGCAGCAAGAGACCUCGAUACAUGUUAACCAAUUGUAAGAAAUCUUGUGGAGUGUGUUCCUCCAACAGUCCAAAUGGUGGAGGGAAUAAUGGAGGAACAUAUACUUGGCAAACAAUAGUUGGGGCAUGCAUACGGGGACACAAUGACAAAGUGAUAAAUAAUGUGGGGACAAUUGGGGACUGUCAAUCAAAAUGUGUUAGAGAGGGGACAUUCACAUGCCGAUCUAUUGACUAUGCAUCUCGUUGGAAAACAUGUAUCCUCUCCCGACAACGUUCACCAGUUUCAAGACCCUGCCCAGUCCCUGGGUACACAUUUUCUAAACUCAUAAGGUGACUUUCUUAUUGAAGUAAUAUUCAUCUGCUGACUAAAUGC
Owenia fusiformis is the source of this 1802-nucleotide messenger RNA. NCBI's taxonomy places the organism in Eukaryota, Metazoa, Annelida, Polychaeta, Sabellida, Oweniidae. The record is from the annotation of a GenBank genome assembly.